Pochonia chlamydosporia 170 is the source of this 795-nucleotide messenger RNA. Its product is annotated as amidohydrolase. The coding region runs from base 1 to 795 and encodes 264 amino acids. The record is from RefSeq and is a predicted model, not a curated record. Gene Ontology annotation, biological process: secondary metabolic process. Gene Ontology annotation, molecular function: carboxy-lyase activity; hydrolase activity. Lineage: Eukaryota; Fungi; Ascomycota; Sordariomycetes; Hypocreales; Clavicipitaceae. Gene Ontology annotation, cellular component: cytoplasm; cytosol. The transcript has a single exon.
AUGUCCAAUUUCUACGGCAUGUACUUUGGCGACCCAGACCUAUUCCCAAUCUACGAGGCGCUCAACAAGCUCAACGUGACAAUCUUUGAGCAUCCCACGACGCCAUGCACUGAGUACAACCAUUUGAAAUAUGACAUCACCGCGGAAGCUCCAACAAUCACGCAGAAGGAAUGGCAGUCCCUCAAUAGACCGGUGGCAACCAGACAAUUUGCGGCCCCAACGCUCGACUUCCCUUUCGAUACAGCUCGCACUUUCGCAGACCUAUUCUACUCCGAAAUACCAACCCGAUUCUCACGCCUCAAAUGGAUCAUCCCACAUGCUGGCGGCGGCCUCAUCCCCACUUUAGAUCGGAUAGUUGGGUACAGUACUCUAUAUCCCCACCUCAACUUGACGCGAUCAUCCAUGAUAGCGACACUCGCGAAAAGCUUCUACUUCGACCUUGCCGGACCCUGGCCAGUCGACUCAGCUAUUCCAUCAUUGCUGCGAUGGGUUGACUAUACACAUAUCAUGUGGGGAUCCGAUAUUCCGUUUACGCCUUUGGUGGCCGCCGCAGCGGGAAUUUCGCAUUUGACGUGGAUGUUCAGGCGGUCAGACGUCGCAAUGCGGGGAGGCUACUCGGGUAAAGGUAUACGAGAGCUAUUCAGGCGAGGGGGCUUGGUCAAGACAUCCCUGCGUAAAUCCCGGCUAACUUCCGAACCGAAACACGUUCUGACAUCCCAGUACUCCGGCUUGGCUGUUUUAGGACAAGCGCGUUUCUGGUGCCUUGUCGGACCCCGGGCUGUACGUGUACCUUAG